Alternaria triticimaculans is the source of this 1320-nucleotide messenger RNA. RefSeq lists its product as uncharacterized. NCBI's taxonomy places the organism in Eukaryota, Fungi, Ascomycota, Dothideomycetes, Pleosporales, Pleosporaceae. Bases 1 to 1320 code for a protein of 439 amino acids. Gene Ontology annotation, cellular component: nucleus. Gene Ontology annotation, molecular function: DNA-binding transcription factor activity; transcription cis-regulatory region binding. The record is from RefSeq and is a predicted model, not a curated record. Gene Ontology annotation, biological process: positive regulation of transcription by RNA polymerase II. The transcript is spliced from 4 exons.
AUGCAGACAUCAGUGGCGUAUUUGAUCUUCUGUACCAGCGCAGAGACUAUCAUCCUGGAGAAAGACUUCCACAGCGCAAGGAUCUUACGCUCAUCAACCUUUAUCAGUACCACUAAUCACGACGUAUCGUUAGAGUCUACAGCCAAUCCGCACGCCAACCAGAACCAGGCCGUCCAUACUCAGGGCCGGAAUCACAGCUUCCUCAAUGCCGGGGGGCUGGAUAUAAGUGUGACGAGAGGCUAUGGAGUCAAGCUGAAAUGGCAGGACGACGCCGCUAAUACAUUGGCAAAACCACCACGGAAGAGUCGGAAGAAGAAGGCUAUCGACGAUGACCAAGCACUCAGCCCAGCGUCGGCUAUCAGCUUCGAAUCCAUACAAUCGGUAGUUACGAGUCCAGAUGUACUGUUCUCAUCGCCUGACUCGGCGAAAAUGACGAUGGAUACUGAGCCAGCGCUGGCCACAGUCAUGAUGAUGCAGGUUUCGGCGCGAUUGUUUGGCGAUGAGGAUGAAGCCAACGUCGCGAACCAUCUCACUGGCGCCAAAGCCAUGAUAACAGGGCGCAGUGGGAGUAGCUGGCUUGUCACAUCUAGUGCUCGCUUCCUUCUAAGCCUGUUUGCAUACCACGAUAUUCUAUCUUCCGUGUCAAGAGGCUCGCAGCCAUUAUUGGAUCAUGAAAUGGACUUUGUCGCUAUCGAAGGGGAGAAAGAGCUAGAAAGUAUCGCAAAAGUCCUAGUGGUCGUUGCAAAGAUCAGUCAGCUGCAACACGCUAUCAAGACGAGGAGAGCGCUAUCACCAACAAGCCUUGCUUUGUCGGAAGAUGAAAAUACCACUGGCCAACAUAUCCAGCAGAUUCUAUUAGCCAUGGAAUUUGGUGCAUGUAAGAGGCGGAACAGCGAAGAGUGCAUAGACAUUAGCUCGACAGCUGAAGCUUAUCGCCACGCCGCCUUCAUUUACCUCUACCGAACCUGGCUUGAUAUAGGUGCUCCCAACCCGAUAAGCAUGGAGCAUAUCAAUCAGUGUCUAUCACAGCUACAGCAAGUCGACAUCCAUUCGCCUUUAACAUCAGCGCAUAUGUGGCCGCUGUUCACCGCGGGCUGCGAAGCGAUCGACAGCACACAACGACAAUUCGUCCGUGAUCGAUUUGAAAAGCUGUAUGCUGUAAAGCAUUUCCCCAGCUUGAAACGCGUCAUGCGCGAUAUCGAACAUGUUUGGGCAGCCAAGGAUAUGGAGCAGCAGAUGAAAGGCCAAGAUGGAAUGGCCAAGGUUGACUGCAUCCAAGUCAUCCUAAAAAGGAGGGGGCGGGAGGUCGAUCUUGCGUGA